Molecule: messenger RNA, 1839 nt
Organism: Cladocopium goreaui
Lineage: Eukaryota; Dinophyceae; Suessiales; Symbiodiniaceae
Source: the annotation of a GenBank genome assembly
GACAUAGAAAGUGCAGCUUGUUUUUCGGUGUGGCCUGCCAUGAUCACAGACGCUGAUGUUUGGCUUGCGCGGCAUUUGCAGCCCGAAGUCCCUCGACUCUGCCUGGGUGCUGGAGCUCUGGUGCUCUCCAGCUUUGUGAAUUUUCGCACCGGAGCACAGCUGAAAACCGCCAUCGAGGAAGGAGGCAAGUCAUCUGCGGUUCGAAGUUUGAUGCUCUUCGGUUUGGGUGCCGCCGCAGGUUGUGUACGCACCAUCAUUUUCGACAGCGCCUCGGAGCGCUUGCGUGCAUCCAUGUCCGUCCAGGUUUUUGCCGCAAAGCUUCUGGAAGAACCCAGCCAAUCACCCGAGGAACGAGGAUCAGUGGCUGCCAUGGACAGUGAUGUGGCACUCUGUGCUGAUUUCAUUCUCAAGAUCCAGAAUGUGGCCAGAUUCACGUCAUCAAUCGUUGGUGGCACCGUGGCCAUGUUCCGCGCCUCCUGGAAAUUGAGUGCUGCCGUUUGGCCUUUGUUGGUCCUUGGAGCCCUGCACGGUGCCAGGGCUGGCGCCAAGCGAUCCAUGAAGUCAGCGCAAAGCUUGGCCCAAGCCCGAGAAGACGCAUUGUCCUUUGCAGAGGAGCGCUUGCAACACUCAGAUCUUGUCCGAUGGUUUUGCCGGGCAGAGGAAGAAGCCAAAGCGUUUCACGUAAAAUGCGAGAAAUCUGUGGCCGUAGCGACGAGCUCUGCGCGGAAACGGGGGGUUGCACACUUCGUCCUCGAUUGGGCAUCCAAAGGAGUACUCCUGGGCCUAUCAUCCCUGGGCAGUCAGCUGGUGGCCCGGGGUGAGCUCACUGCUGGUCAGCUCACAUCCUACUUUUUCCACGCCACCUUUCUUGGACUGGGGCUCUAUGGCUUAGUGGGAUUAGUGCCCGAGAUCGUGGCGGCACGAGCUGCAGCCAUGCGCCUGAGCAACAGCACCAAAGCUGCAAAGGCCAAGGCGAAUACCGCAGAGACUUCGACGUUGCUGCAGGGGGAAAGAGCUUUACCCAUCAACUUCAAGAACGUACACUUCAGGUAUUCCGACCAGGAAGUGCUGCAAGGUUUUUCACUUCAGCUUGCAGCUGGUGAGACUUGUGCCUUAGUGGGUGCUUCCGGCUGUGGCAAGACCACGGCGUUGCGUCUUCUCCUGGGUGACUUCCACAUCUCCUCGGGCGAGGUUUGCAUCGGAGGGAGCAACGUCGGGACGCUGUCCCUGAAGGAACUUCGGCACAUGGUCUCGGUCGCUCCCCAGGCCGCCGCCUUACUGGGAAGCUCCGUGACGGAGGCCAUCAAGUUUGGAGCUAAGAGCAAUCCUGUCUCUGCUGAGAGCGUUGAGGAUGCAGCGAAAGCUGCUUCAGCUCAUAGCUUCGUGAAGUCGAGGCCACAGGGUUACGAUGCUCCCGUCGGCCGCGGCGGUGAGUUGUUGUCUGGGGGUGAGAGACAACGUGUAGCAUUGGCACGUGCGCUGAUUCGCGAUGCUCCUGUGCUGCUCUUGGACGAACCAACGUCGGGGUUGGAUGCAAACACUGCGGCCAGCCUGGCAGAGGCGGUUUUGGGCCGAACAUCUCGACCGACGACUUUGAUUGCCACACACAGCUUGGCAUUAAUCAGGAGCUGCGACACUGUGGCAGUGGUCUCUAAAGGUCAAGUUGUACAGCGGGGCCGCUUCGCUGAUUUGAUCAGCGAUGCUUCGGGACAGCUGGCGCAAAUUGCCAGGUCUGGAGAGCUCCAAGAAGCAUAGCACAGCACGUGUUGCUGCCAUCCAUUUUCACCACGGCCCCCAUUCGUGUGGGAGGUGCCGCCGUGCAUGGAAAAAAUUGCCAAA